This is a messenger RNA of Drosophila elegans, 1514 nucleotides long. RefSeq names its product dopamine N-acetyltransferase (gene speck). The transcript has 4 exons. The record is from RefSeq and is a predicted model, not a curated record. NCBI's taxonomy places the organism in Eukaryota, Metazoa, Arthropoda, Insecta, Diptera, Drosophilidae. Gene Ontology annotation, molecular function: N-acetyltransferase activity. Bases 454 to 1281 code for a protein of 275 amino acids.
CAUAUGAGUGUUCUCUCGCCACGAUCCGCUGGCUAUAUAAAGUGCAAACGGGGCCGAUGUCUGGCCAUUCAUUGUUUGCUCGCAGGCAAAUCCACUUCCCCCAACCCCAAAGCGAAGGACCAAAGGAUCUCGGGUCAUAAAUCGCAUUCAUUCAUCAUUAAUCUUGUGCCGCGUCUGAGUUUUAGGCUCGCGGAUUGUGUGUGUGCCUGUGUACUCUACUGUUUAUCAAAGCAAAGUCAAAUUAAAAGCCAAACAGCGUCAAAUACAAACAAAGAUUCGUCGGCUGCGAAAUAAACAAAACAUCGCAAAACGUGCGCGCCAACAAAAAACCGAAAGAAGGGAAAAAUUUGCCAUAAAUUUUCCUCAAUCCCCAAUUCUCCACCCCCUUUUCUUCGGCCCCAAAAACAUUUGUUUGCCGUAGAACGUAGAACAAAAGAAAGCAUUAAAGCUAAAAUGGAAGUGCAAAAAUUGCCAGAUCAGUCGCUGAUAUCCAGCAUAAUGCUCGAUUCCAGAUGUGGGCUGAACGACUUAUAUCCGAUUUCCCGGCUGACACAGAAAAUGGAGGACGCUUUAAGUGUUUCGGGAAAAGCCUCAACGCAGCCCAUCGAUAAGGACUGCCCCUAUACCAUCGAACUGAUCACACCCGAGGAUGGGGAGGCGGUCAUAGCCAUGCUCAAGACCUUUUUCUUUAAGGAUGAGCCCCUGAAUACGUUUCUUGAUCUUGGCGAGUGCAAGGAGCUGGAGAAGUAUUCCCUGAAGCCACUUACCGACAACUGCUCCUACAAGGCGGUCAACAAGAAGGGCGAAAUUAUAGGCCUGUUCCUUAAUGGACUAAUGAGACGUCCGUCCCCCGAUGAUGUGCCCGAAAAGGCGGCCGAUUCUUGCGAUCAUCCCAAAUUCAAGAAGAUCCUAUCGCUGAUGGACCAUGUGGAGGAGAAGUUCAACAUCUUCGACAUUUAUCCCGACGAGGAGUUGAUUUUGGACGGCAAGAUCCUGUCGGUGGACACCAACUAUCGCGGCCUGGGCAUCGCCGGUCGCCUGACGGAGCGGGCAUACGAGUACAUGAGGGAGAACGGGAUCAAUGUGUACCAUGUGCUCUGCUCCAGCCACUAUUCUGCCCGGGUGAUGGAGAAGCUGGGCUUCCACGAGGUGUUCAGCCUGCAGUUCGCCGAUUAUAAACCCCACGGGGAGGUGAUCUUCAAGCCGGCGGCUCCACAUGUCGGCAUCCAGGUGAUGGCCAAGGAGGUGACCACCGCGAAGGCGGCUCAGACAAAGCUGUAGAUGAUCUGCAUUUGGAUUUUGUAUGUGUACUAUGUGAUUCUUUAGUUUGUAGUUCGGUGGCGGGUUCCCGGUUAGUUCCAUGUCAAGUGUCUCCACUUUCGAUUCAGAGUAGCAUAAACAAACAGUACAAGUUACGUAUUUAUCUAAUUUAAUUCGCCCGUUGCGACGGUAAACUUAAGUGUUUUGUGUUUAGAACGAGCUCAAAAUAAAAACCAAUUGUCUUAAAACAAAAA